Molecule: messenger RNA, 1065 nt
Organism: Labeo rohita (rohu)
Lineage: Eukaryota; Metazoa; Chordata; Actinopteri; Cypriniformes; Cyprinidae
Product: paraneoplastic antigen Ma2
Exons: 1
Coding region: 1-1065 (354 amino acids)
Source: RefSeq, a predicted model, not a curated record
AUGACUUCUGAAGAGAAACAGGUGUCACAGGAGUUUCACAGUUGGUGUGAGACUGAAAGAAUUGACCCUCAACAGGCAAUUAUUCUUCUUGGGGUGCCAUCUGACACUGAUGUUGCCUUCAUAGUCACACUUCAGGUUUUGUGUGAGUGUCGAGAAAAGAUUUGUUCUACCCAGGUUCCUUCUGAAGUAUUGCCAUCAUCUGGGAAGCCCUGGAAGAUUCUUGUUGCUGCAGAGGAGGAACCGGUUGCUGGAGAUUUUCAGGAGAAACUUGCUCAGCUUCUGUCUCAGGAAGGCAAAACUAUGAGUGACUUACAAGGUAUAGUUAAUCCAUUGACAUCAGGGAUGACUUCUCCUGAAGCCAUCAUUCGGGCCAUAGGGGAAUUGCUAGAGAAAACAUCUAAGCCUGUGAGUGAUGGCCAGGCGUAUAGACGUUUGAGAAUUUUCUCUGGAGUACGCCCCAUACCGGUUGGUGAAGAAAGUAGUGAGAACUGGCUAGAACAAGCGAGGUUAAUGGUCACAGAGUGUGAUUGUUCCGCUAAAGAGAAACAAAAGCGAAUAGUCGAAAGCUUGAAGGGGUCAGCUUUAGAAGUUAUCAAGGCAGUGAGAGGCGACAACCCGGAAGCUACUGCACUAGAGUAUCUUGAGGCUUUGGAGAGUGUUUUUAGUACCUCAGAGUCGGGGGAGGACUUAUACUUUGCUUUCCGGCUGCUACGGCAAGAGUCGGGGGAGACCCUUUCUGAUUUCUUGCGAAGACUCGCGAGGUCGCUUACAUUAGUGGUAAAAAGAGGAGGGCUGAUGCCACAGCGAGCCAAUAGGGCAUGUAUUGAGCAACUACUACGGAGUGCGGUGGAAUCAGAUAUGAUGAUGUUAAAAUUGCGGCUGCGUGAAAGAAGAGAAACUCCUCCUACCUUUUUGAAACUCCUCAAUGAAAUACGGGAGGAGGAGGAGACUGAAGCAGCUAGAUGUAAACUUACUACUAAUGUAAGGGAGACACCAACGAAAGACCGUAUAUGGAGUGAUCUAGCUAGCCGGGAGGGCCGAAAAGUUGAAGUAAAAGAGCUGUGA